ACUAAAGCCAUCAAGUUAAGUAGAGACGAAAAUCGAAAAUAUUUCUUUUCUUGUUUUGAGAGAGAGAGACAGCCGGCGGGAAGGCGUCGAGAUCGAUUUAAACUAGUCAGUUGAAGCUGCCAGGCAUUGGAACACGAUGUCUACGGUUGAAGCACCACUGUAUCCAAUAGCUGUCCUGAUAGAUGAGCUAAAAAAUGACGAUAUCCAACUUCGUUUAAACUCGAUCCGUAGGCUUUCGACAAUUGCACGUGCUCUCGGGGAAGAGCGAACCAGGUCGGAAUUAAUUCCAUUUCUCAGUGAAAACAAUGAUGAUGACGAUGAGGUGCUUCUUGCUAUGGCUGAGGAGCUGGGAGUGUUUAUUCCCUAUGUCGGGGGUGUUGAGCAUGCCCAUGUUUUGCUGACGCCUUUGGAAACCCUUUGCACUGUUGAGGAAACCUGUGUAAGGGACAAAGCUGUUGAGUCAUUAUGCAAAAUUGGAUCUCAGAUGAGGGAGAAUGAUUUGAUUGAGUGGUUUACUCCUUUAGUUAAGAGGCUGGCUGCUGGAGAAUGGUUUACAGCUCGAGUUUCAGCCUGUGGGCUGUUUCACAUUGCUUAUCCAAGUGCCCCUGAGACAUUGAAAACAGAAUUACGGUCGAUAUACGGUCAACUAUGUCAAGAUGACAUGCCCAUGGUAAGAAGGUCUGCUGCGUCAAAUCUGUGGAAAUUUGCUGGAACAGUUGAAUCUGCUCACUUGAAGGCUGACAUCAUGCAAAUGUUUGAGGAUCUUACACAAGAUGAUCAAGAUACAGUUCGAUUAUUGGCUGUUGAGGGAUGUGCUGCUCUUGGAAAGUUGUUAGAGCCCCAGGAUUGUGCUGCACGUAUUCUCCCUGUAAUUGUUAAUUUCUCCCAGGACAAAUCUUGGCGUGUGCGUUAUAUGGUUGCAAAUCAAUUAUAUGAACUUUGUGAAGCUGUGGGACCAGAGCCUAUUAGGACUGAUUUGCUUCCUGCAUAUGUGCGGUUACUUCGUGAUAAUGAGGCUGAAGUUCGCAUUGCAGCUGCAGGAAAAGUAACUAAAUUUUGUCAAAUUUUGAGUCCAGAACUUGCAAUCCAACACAUUCUUCCAUGUGUUAAGGAACUGUCAUUGGAUUCUUCCCAGCAUGUCCGCGCUGCUUUGGCUUCAGUUGUGAUGGGAAUGGCUCCUGUCCUUGGGAAGGAUGCAACAAUCGAGCAGCUUCUUCCAAUAUUUCUCUCCCUUUUGAAGGAUGAAUUCCCUGAUGUGCGGCUCAACAUAAUCAGCAAACUUGAUCAAGUGAAUCAGGUUAUUGGGAUUGAUCUAUUGUCCCAAUCCUUACUACCAGCCAUUGUUGAGCUCGCUGAGGAUAGGCAUUGGAGGGUUCGACUUGCAAUAAUUGAGUAUAUACCAUUAUUGGCAAAUCAGUUAGGGGUUGGGUUUUUUGAUGAUAAACUUGGUGGCCUUUGCAUGCAAUGGUUGCAGGAUAAGGUUUACUCUAUUCGAGAUGCAGCUGCUAACAAUUUAAAGCGUCUUGCUGAAGAAUUUGGCCCAGAUUGGGCGAUGCAGCAUAUUAUUCCACAGGUACUAGAGAUAGCUAAUGAUUCACACUAUCUUCAUCGGAUGACCCUUCUUCGUGCUAUUUCUCUCCUUGGUCCUGUUUUGGGCUCAGAAAUAACAUGUUCUAAACUGUUGCCAGUUGUUGUCAAUGCAUCAAAAGACAGGGUUCCCAAUAUUAAGUUUAAUGUUGCGAAGGUUUUGCAGUCUCUGAUUUCAGUAGUUGAUCAGUCUGUGGUGGAGAAGACGAUACGUCCAUGCUUGGUAGAGCUGAGUGAGGACCCAGAUGUUGAUGUCCGUUAUUUUGCAGUCCAAGGACUUCAGUCAAUCGAUCAGGUCACCAUGUCAAGCUAGGCCAGACCACUUUAUUGGAGGCGUUUUUAUUUAUUUAUUUUUGUUCAUAAACAAGCAAUCCUAUUGUUGUAGAAGGGAUUGGGCUGAAAAAAUGGCUACUAGCACAUGGUCAUGGGAAAUGAAGAAACCAGAGAAUCCCAAAAAAUAUUUCAAAGGGGGGUUGGUUGAUCAACUUUACGUACCAAAUAGGCAAAUAUUCAUAUUUUUAUGGUUUAACCACUCGACUGAUACGGUAUCCGUCAUAGCAGUCAAGUCAACAAGUUGUUAUUUGAUACCCUUAA
Molecule: messenger RNA, 2181 nt
Organism: Gossypium raimondii (Peruvian cotton)
Lineage: Eukaryota; Viridiplantae; Streptophyta; Magnoliopsida; Malvales; Malvaceae
Product: serine/threonine-protein phosphatase 2A 65 kDa regulatory subunit A beta isoform
Exons: 13
Coding region: 137-1900 (587 amino acids)
Biological process (GO): protein dephosphorylation
Cellular component (GO): cytoplasm; protein phosphatase type 2A complex
Molecular function (GO): protein binding; protein phosphatase regulator activity
Source: RefSeq, a predicted model, not a curated record